AUGCCCCGGUCAGUGCUCCCCGAUUGCCGCCCUACGCAAACAAACGCGACCGCAGACUUUCUGAAGCGAUUCACCGAUCGAGAAAGACAGCAGAGGACCGCGAACCAGCCGAAGCCGUUCUCAGCUGCGGAGCAUGCCGCCCUCCGCAAUCAGCUGAAGAACGUCCACUUCAUCAAGCCAAAAUAUUCAGACGAAACCGAGAUCAAUAUUGCGGUCGUAUGCAGGAAAUGGAAACGGUUCGUCGCUAGUAACCCAGAACCUAUCUUCUUGUUGACUGACCUACAAAAUAACAGGUACUGUAAGGAGCAGAACUUCGGCGAGUGGCAGGCGGCCCUGGAAACCGUAACCCGCGAGACAAUGAUGAGCUUCUUUCUCCGGGUUAGCGAGUGGUCCAUAGGGAAAAUCAAGUCAUGGGGUACACCGCAGGUAUAUAUCCGUCAGUUUCAGCAGCUCUAUACCAACGCCACCGGUCGCUACAUGGACAGGAAUGAUGUGAAAGAGCUCUAUAAGUUUCUCCACACGGUCCUGAUUCCCCGCUUCGGAUACCGGGCACCUAACAUCAACGGGAAGCCUGUCCUCGGCGCUGAUAAUCUCCUGGCCAUCUUGACUUUCAAUAUCGCGUAUGACGAUGGUAUCUUCCCAUCAGAGCGACAGCGCCCUCAGCUGGCUGGUUGCUACCAGCUUCUCUGCUAUACUGGUGCACGACCUGCCGAGAUUGUGCAUGCUGAAAGGAAGAAGCCCAAGGACGGAUGCACCGACGAGAUUUUCAAGCUCAAAGGCGUCAAGUCCAUCAAUUACGAGUGUGGCAAAGACGUCGAGAACGUGGACGAGGACGACCAGCCACCGCAAGACGAAGACUCCCUUCUCCUCGACAGAUUGUUGCUACAAGAAACAGCUGGGCGCGGGCGUCCCAAAGCCUUGUGCUAUGAGGACAUCCUCAUGAUGAUUGUUCGCCAUCCAGUGACGGGACGAGCUGUACCAGCGAUGGCCAUCAAGUUCAUCCACCACAAGGGGGCCGACAACAAGCCCAAGCCGACUGUCUUCUUCUUCACGCCUGCGAGGAAGCUUAUCUUCUGUGCCGUCAGCACUAUCAUCGCUCUGGCGCUCCACGACCAGGCUUUCGACGCAGCGAGCUUAACAGAUGCGACCCAGGUGCUAAAAACCAAGAUCCGGGGUCCGGUUCAAUCUACGGCUAUACGGUGGAAGCCGUCAAUGCUAAAGGUUCCAGUUUUUCGAAGGUUCAACGGUGCUACGUUGGCGAUGGACGAGGCCAUGACCUAUGCCAAAUUACGAGACGACAUGGGCCGACAGAGCCUUGAUGCAGGUUUCGAGAGGGCUUGGACGCCACGGUUCGCCCGGAGAGGGGCGGCAAAUGCAGCAAACGGGAAUGCGUCUGAUGCCGUUCGCGACCAGAUGAUGCGCCACGAUCCCAAGUUCGCUACUUUCCACGGCGCGUACCUUAAUGAGAAUGUCGAGUUCGACCUCCAGAAUACUUUCCUAGAAGAAGAAACGGAAGAGCAGAUGUACAAAGUGUUUGCGCAUGUUAGCCUCACGCGCGAUCCCCGCGCAACGAGAGACAUGGUCCCCAAGGACGUCUGGGAAAACUUGUCACCCGAUCCGGAAAUUUUGGAGCUGGAGGAACAACGACGGAAGUUAAAAUGCGGUUACUACCGAGUGCAAGGCACAGAGAACGAAGCCGAGAUCCGCAGGCUAACAGAGAAGAUACGCACGAAGGUGGAUCGGCGCGACAAGAACGUCGUGAAGGAAUAUCGCGAAUAUUAUUUUUACAACCGCCCAACAUGGGAUAUCGAGAGGCAGGCAAACGGCGAAGAAGAGAAGUAUGCUGAACCCGAAAUUAACCUCCAGAUCCCCGAACGCGCCAGACUGGCCCAGAUCCUCUGCCACCAACCAGCCGACUGCACUCACGACGAACUAAUGGAGCUUUGGAUCGAAGCUAUCGAUCUGAUGGUCGCACUUUGUGAUAAGAGAGAGACAGUCAGACAGACCCGCAUCCGCUCCCAUCCUCAACCCAAGCCACCGAUCGAAGAGGAGACUCCUCAAGCCAAUCGCUUCCCACUCCUCCUCGACCCGAACCAGUGUCCUGAUUGCGUCGGCGACGAGAGGCUCCCCCUAGAAGAACGAACGUUCAAGUACUGCCGGCCGACGGUCAGAAACGACCACUUUGACAACCAACAUUUAGUAGAACGAGAGCGUGCUGUACAACGCGGUGAUCUCAUUCGGUGUAACCAUCCUCAGUGCCAGCAUGACCCAAACUUCCCGACACUUGAUGCGUUCAGACGGCAUGUACAGACCUCCCAUGGAGUUUCGCUUAGGACCUCAGACCAGGUCAUGCAACGACGAUCCAAAAAGGUCAAGCGUAGACAGAUGGCUCGAGGGAUGGAGGCCCAAAUUGAGGGCCGGGCCUAG
This is a messenger RNA of Colletotrichum godetiae, 2427 nucleotides long. RefSeq names its product FluG domain-containing protein. The coding region runs from base 1 to 2427 and encodes 808 amino acids. The record is from RefSeq and is a predicted model, not a curated record. Lineage: Eukaryota; Fungi; Ascomycota; Sordariomycetes; Glomerellales; Glomerellaceae. The transcript is spliced from 4 exons.